Messenger RNA from Gymnodraco acuticeps, 1774 nucleotides. RefSeq lists its product as uncharacterized. The coding region runs from base 72 to 767 and encodes 231 amino acids. The record is from RefSeq and is a predicted model, not a curated record. NCBI's taxonomy places the organism in Eukaryota, Metazoa, Chordata, Actinopteri, Perciformes, Bathydraconidae. The transcript has 5 exons.
CGGGCUGAUAGGCGACACGUUCUCUUAUUUAUACCUUUUUUACUUUAAGUUGUCGCUGUAUUUAUCUAAUAAUGAUCCAGAAGAUACUUCUCCUGACACUUUUACACCUUGUCGUGGCAGCGCCUCGUCCUGCCAGCCCUCAGAUGAUCCAGGCGGAUGAAGGAGAAAACGCAACAGUCUGGUGUCGCUUCAUUCGCCCUGAAGACUUCGCCCCUACAGCAUUGCACUGGACCGUUAACGUCACCAAGGAUGUCCUCUUCUCUCGACAUAAAGGAUGGAUUGAUCCUGACGCAGCAGAUGCUCAAUACACACUCAGGACUUCUGUGAACCGGGAGGACCUGGCCAGAGGAAUCCUGCUGGUGAACAUCUCCAAUGUGACUCCGUCUGACAGCGGAAACUACGAAGGUGUCGUCAUUGGAAAGCUUGCAGGCCACGACGACCCUUUGGAGUUGAACUGUUCUGUCGAACUCAUCGUUGAGAAGGAGGAACAGAGCAAGAGCAAGGACUCGGGAGCACCUGCUCCUCCAGCUGAGGGAGAUCCCGCUGCAGAGCAGAGGAACCAUGUCCUCGGUGUCCUGAUUCUUGUUGCUUUCCUUGCUGUCGUUAUCGCUGUUGGGAUUCUGGUGGAACGUGGAGUGAUCCGGAUUUGUAAGAAAGAAGGAGAGCCGAAGACCUCAGAGGGAGAUCAGCAGAGCGCUGCAGAAGAAGGCCUGGUGGGGUCAGAGGUCACAGACAGCAACAAUCAACCAUCACAUACGGUCUAUUAAAGGGUCAAUCAAGGCAGAAUAGACCUUUCUAUAUCCCCUGACAAACAUAGGGCUGGGCCAUCAAUCAAUAUAACAUCUGUAUUGUGACAGACGAGGUAUCAAGUUGGAUUCGUGAUAUAUGUGUUCUCUCUUCCAUGUUUUUAAAGCAGCAUUACAUUGAAACAUGUCAUUCACAAACUAGCAUUACCUGUUUUACCCACUAGGUGGUGAUAUCCAUGUGACUUAAAGAAAAUAUAUAUAUAAAUCCUGCAGUUUCAUCACAAUAACGACAUCAGAAGAUAUUGUGAUGAAUUACCCAUACUGCCAGGUCCUAGAAUAAACCAUCUCUUUAUAAGGUUUAAAAUAAUGAUGUCCUUUUAUAAGUAAUUUAUUAGAGACAAAUCUAAACGUCCUUAUAUGAUAUGUUUCAUCACUAAUUGACCCAGGAGUCUUUCAGGUCACUAAACUCUUAGUUAUUACAUUUGGAAAAACAUUCAUCAGCGUUUCUGAUGAGCAGAAAGAGAUUGAUCAAUUUAAUAAUAACAACAAUCUAUUAAUUGGUAUCAAAAUGUCUUAAAUCAAUCUUUCAAACAUUGUUUUAAACUCCGAAAGAAGGGAAGGAUAUUACGAAUCUUAUUUUUUUUAUAAAAUGUUAAUUUCUUUGUAUUUUCUGGAAAGGGUUAUUUUUGUAAAAUUGGUCUUGAAUUUAAUUCUGAGUGGCAUCAAAAGGUCUGGAAUCUGACUCGUUGAAUUAUAAGAUUGUUUCCAGAGCCUUGUUGAGUCUCUGCCACCAAGAGUUAAGACAAAAGAGGGUCCUCCACUAUCAAGGGGAACCUCAGGGGUGUCCAAACUGCUGCCUGUUGUCCACUUUGAAUUGUCCCUCAGCAAACUCUCAAAGUUUAUUGCAAUACGGCCCAAAUGUGACUCAAUGACUGGACAUCAAACACACUGUUUCCACACAUUCAUGUAAAUAUGUCUAAUAUGUAUAUGAGUCGUUUAAAUAAAGUUUUUUACUAUUUACCAGAAAA